CAUUUCUGGUGGUCCAGUCUGGUCAAAGACACCCGGGAAUUUGUCCAAGGCUGCGCCGUCUGCGCCCACCGGAAGGCUUCACACCUGCCUCCAACUGGUCUGCCGCGCUCCUUACCCAUCCCGGGCCGCCCCUGGUCCCACAUCGCGUUAGACUUCAUCACCGGCCUGCCCCCUUCUGAAGGUAACAUUAUCAUUUUCACUAGUCGAUCGUUUUUCUAAAUAUGUCCAUUACAUACCCCUUCCCAAGUUACCCUCUACUUUUGAAACUGCUAACCUCCUUGUUCAUCAUGUUUUCAAACGCCACGGUAUCCCCAUCGACAUUGUCUCGCACCGAGGCCCCCAGUUCUCCCUGGUCUGGAAAUAAUUUUGUAAAGCAGUGGGCACAGUAGCCAGCUUGUCUUCAGGGUACCAUCCAAAGACCAACAGCCAGACGGAGCGGGUGAAUCAAUCCCUGGCGUCACCCCUUCGCUGCGUUGCCACACGCAACCCCACUUCCUGGAGCUCAUUCCUUCCAUGGGUCGAAUACACCCACAACUCCCUCACCAGCUCCGCCACCGGUACGUCUCCGUUCAUGGCCUACUACAGGUUCCAAACUCAGUUAAGGAACAGGAGCAUGCGGUGGCGGUUCCUGCAGUAAGGGAUCACCUGAGAAGGGUCAAGUCUGUGUGGAAGGACGUCAGGACGGCCUUAGUUCGAUCGGCGGAGAGGAAUAAACGGCUCGCAGGCCUUCGUCGUUCCCCUGCACCUGAGUACAAGGUGUCAUUGCUUAAGCCUGUCUCCAUCCUCGAUGUGAGGCCCAGGGGGAGGGGUUACCAGUACCGGGUGGACUGGGAGGCGUAUGGUCCGGAGGAGCGUUCCUGGAUUUUCAGGAAGCUUAUCCUUGACGACUCCCUGCUAUCAGACUUUUAUGCGGCUCACCCGGGGGAAGCCUGGGAGGACACCGGGAGGCGUCCGUUAAGAGGGGAGUACCGUCAUGAGCCAUCCUGCAGUACUACGGUUGGAGCCUGGGUGGCACUUUGCGCCAUCUCAUCCUCUCUCUCUCCCCUCCCCUCUCUCUCUUUCCAGCACCUUUUUUGGCCACGCAGCUGUCACCAAUCAGCCCUUGUUACCACCUGCAGAAAAGCCUGACCAGAUCCCAGAAACUCACGCCAGACUAUUGCAGCUUCUACAGCGCGUAUCCUUAGUGUCCCUCGCCAAGUGGAUCUCUGCCACCUCGCCGUCAAGCCACCCACCCGUCCGCAUCACUGCCUGCCACGUAUUCUCUGCCUUAACAACCCGCCAGCGCAUCCCUUUCAAUGAACUGUUCAUUACUACCUCUCAGCCUCCACCUGCUCUUGGGUCCAGUCUCCAUCCGAUCGUGACAGUGAUCCCCCUAUAGUUGGAACACACCCUCCGCUCCCUCUUCUUAAAAUGGGGGACCACUGGUCUGCCAAUCCAGAGGCACUCUCCCCGAUGUCCACACGAUGUUGCAGAGGCGUGUCAACCAAGACAGCCCCACAACAUCCAGAGCCUUCAGGAACUCAGGGCGGAUCUCAUCCACCCCGAUGUCCUUUCACCAAUGAGCUUUUUAAGCAUCUCUGUGACCUCAACCACAGAGAUAGAAAAACCCAGAGUCCCCAUGGAAAGGCAUGUCGGUGGAAUUGAGGUCUUGAAGUCGAUGAUCGAGCUGCGGCCUAGGGGUGUCCUGGUGCCAAGUGGACACGUGGACACCCUUAUGUCUGAACACGGUGUUUGUUAUGGACAAUCCAUGAUGAGCACAGAAGUUCAAUAACAGAACACCACUGUACCGGUUUUGAAAUAUUUUAUAAACAUGUCAUAAGGGUUCCCUGAUUGUAAAGUGCACUUCGUAAGGGUUACAUGACUGUAAAGAGGUAACCAAAUUGAUUACAAUACAUUUUAUGAUGUGUCAGAGCUUUAGGGUACAGGACAACAUUACUAUUUUAAUCAUUAUUAAGUGUUCAUCAUCCUGACAAUACCGUUUGUAGAUUUUGUGUUUGCAAAGGUUAGACCACAUAAAUUAAUCACUAUUACACAUAUAGCCCACUUACUGUACAU
Messenger RNA from Phyllopteryx taeniolatus (common seadragon), 2055 nucleotides. RefSeq lists its product as uncharacterized. The transcript has 3 exons. The coding region runs from base 514 to 1128 and encodes 204 amino acids. The record is from RefSeq and is a predicted model, not a curated record. Lineage: Eukaryota; Metazoa; Chordata; Actinopteri; Syngnathiformes; Syngnathidae.